GAGGAAGUCCCGCCUGCAGCGCUUCCGGCAGGCGAAUCCCGGCGAGCUCUUCCCCUGGGCGCCCCUGCGCGCCCUGGGCUACACGUCGGCGGGAGGCUCGAACAUCAAGCUGGAUCCUGAGACCGGAAGGCCGUUGAGUUCGUUGUUCAAGGUUGGGUUUGGUGAGCCUUUCUCCAACGUCUACGACAGGAAGAUCGUUCUCAUGGAUGAAGUGCACAACCUCAUCCGCGCCAGGACACAGUUCGCCGCACAGCUGGAGGUGCUCAGGGCCAGGCUCGCCGCGGCGGAGGACUGCGUCAUCGUGGGGUUCACGGCCACGCCCAUCCCGGACCACCCCUCGGAGGGCCGGCUGUUGCUCGACACCUUCAAGGGCGACGCCAACGUGGGCCGCACCGACGAGGGCUUCGUCAGCUCAGGGCCCCCCAAACG
Prorocentrum cordatum is the source of this 429-nucleotide messenger RNA. The record is from the annotation of a GenBank genome assembly. Lineage: Eukaryota; Dinophyceae; Prorocentrales; Prorocentraceae.